Molecule: messenger RNA, 819 nt
Organism: Colletotrichum truncatum
Lineage: Eukaryota; Fungi; Ascomycota; Sordariomycetes; Glomerellales; Glomerellaceae
Source: RefSeq, a predicted model, not a curated record
AUGGUCCCCAAUAUCCUCCCAAAUUGGGCCAGAGUGUUCUUGAGCAUUGCAACGGUUCUCUCCUACCUCCCCCAAUACCAUCGUAUCACAGAACAGGGCACCUGCGAUGGCCUCUCACUGUACUACGUCUUUUUCAUGCUUAUUAGUGCCACCGAGCAGAUUUCUAUCGGCUUCUUCCUCAACGUCAACGGCAGAGGGCUUCCGCGCGAAGAUGUCUUUGUGAACAACCCAGCGACGUUGGGUGACUGGUGCAAUCUAGCCCAGCUUGCCGUUGUAUGGGUUUCUGUGCUUGCUCUGUUCAUCCAAUGCUUGCGCUACUCCUCGUUUAGCGCCGAGAAACGAGCUGCUGGAUGCCGCCUCUUGGUCAUUUACAUAUGCUUUCUUUGCGUAUCUCUUAUCCCCAUGGUUGUUGACGCCAUUUACGCGAAUUCCCGAUCAGAGCGCCGACAAUAUGCCCGUGAUGCCUUUCUGUUCGCCCAUUACCUCGGCUUUCUACCCGUUUCAAGCAUUCUUACUCUCGCCGCCGUCAUCCCCCAAGCCCGCGAGAUACGGCGGCGUCAAGGACGCCCUGGGGCACUAUCUCUGCCUAGCCUAGCCGCCCAGUCUGUCAUAUCUGCCAUCCUAGCGAUUUCAUGGAUGAUCCGGGUCAAAUACCCCCCAUACCUGCCAUCUUGGGAUGGGUGGUACCGGCUGAUCGGAUGGCCCGUGGUGAACAAUGGCUUGUCUGCAUUUGUCCAGGGUGCUUUGCUCUGGAGAGCUCUAUGUAGUUCAAGCAACGAUGUGCAGAACGGCGAGAUGCAGCCUUUGCUGGUUCCCUAA